Molecule: messenger RNA, 1760 nt
Organism: Columba livia (rock pigeon)
Lineage: Eukaryota; Metazoa; Chordata; Aves; Columbiformes; Columbidae
Gene: AIP
Product: aryl hydrocarbon receptor interacting protein
Exons: 6
Coding region: 148-1140 (330 amino acids)
Molecular function (GO): protein binding; peptidyl-prolyl cis-trans isomerase activity
Source: RefSeq, a predicted model, not a curated record
GCUGGCCCCGCCCACUGCCCGGAGGCACCGCCCCGCGCGGCGCGCACUCCCGGCCAGCAGGGGGCGCGGCAGCGCGGCCGCGUCGCUCCGGAAAGAGCCGAAGGGCGGCGGAGGCGGCCGAGCCGGGGCGGAGCGGGCACAGCGACCAUGGCGCAGCAGGUCGAGCAGCUGCGGGCGGACGGCGUGUACAAGGAGGUGCUGCGGGAGGGCACCGGGCCGCUGCCCGACUUCCGCGACGGCACCAAGGCCACCUUCCACUACCGGACGCUGCGAUGCGGGGACGAGGAGGCGCCGCUGGACGACAGCCGGACGCGGGGGAAGCCCAUGGAGCUGAUCGUUGGGAAGAAGUUCAAGCUGCCGGUGUGGGAAGCGGCGCUGCGCACCAUGCGGCCCGGGGAGCGCGCCCGCUUCCGCUGCGACACCAAGCACGUCGUGCUCUACCCGCUGGUGUCCAAGAGCCUGCGCAACAUCGCAGCAGGGAAAGACCCGCUGGAGGGGCAGCGGCACUGCUGCAGCAUCGCCCAGCUGCACGACCACUGUUCCCUGGGCUACCCUGACCUCGAUGAGCUCCAGAAGAACCCCCAGCCCCUUAUUUUCGACAUCGAAGUGCUCAAGGUGGAGGCACCCGGCUCCUACCAGCAGGACCCCUGGGCCAUGACGGAUGAGGAGAAGCUGCAGGCCGUACCCCUGAUCCACAAGGAAGGCAACGAGCUGUACCGGCAGGGCAAGGUGCAGGAGGCGGCUGCCAAAUACUACGAUGCCAUCGCCUGUCUCAAGAACCUCCAGAUGAAGGAGCAGCCAGGCUCUCCGGACUGGAUCGAGCUUGACCAGAAGAUCACCCCUCUGCUGUUAAAUUACUGCCAGUGCAAGCUGCAGUGCGAGGAGUACUAUGAGGUGCUUGAUCACUGCUCCUCCAUCCUCAACAAAUAUGAAGACAACGUGAAGGCGUAUUUCAAGCGGGGGAAGGCCCACGCGGCGGUGUGGAACGUGGCAGAGGCGCAGGCCGACUUUGCCAAGGUGCUGGCCCUUGACCCCUCGCUCCGUCCCGUCGUCUCCAAGGAGCUGCGGAGCCUGGAAGCUCGGCUGCGGGAGAAGGACGCCGAGGACAAGGUCCGCUUCAAGGGCAUGUUCUCGCAGUAGAGCCCAUGGCCGCAGUGGAGAGCCGAGCGCUCUUGGAACGUGUUCUUUUAGUUAUUCCACAUGUGGAAUGUUCAUGGAUGUUUAUUAAUGUUUAAUACAAGUUUUACAUAUUUGAAAUCAUUGGAAGUGGCCCGGGAGCUCGCCGCAGCCCGGGCACACACAGCGCACUUAAGUGGCAGCGUGAAGCAGCGCAGAGCUUGGCUGAAGCGCAAUUUAAGCGUGAAGCUCCUUGCCAGGCUCCAGACUCUGCUCAUCGUCACACCAGGAAGGGACAUGGGGUGACACGACCUCAAACCUGCUGCUCUCUGCCAAAUCAUUUUAUUUGUUGUUCGAUGUUUUUAUACUUUGCAUUGGGCUGAGCCACCACAGCGGGGCUGGCCGCGCGGUUCCAGCUGCGGUAUGAAUCCUCAGCGCUGUCUCUUCCCCCUUCACGCCUGUGUUCUGCACCACAUCCUGCAGCGUCACUUCUCAAGGCUGCUGCUAUCAUCCCAAGCUGCUGUUUCCUCUGUACUACAUCCUCGUGUCAGCAUCGUAAAUAUUUUAUAUAGAAUAACUGCUUGUUACCGCUAUCUACAUAAAAUUCUGGUCGUGCUGUGCCAAGAUAAACCAAAGUAAAACUA